AAAAUGUUUUAGUCUCCAAAAAUAAAGUUUUAAUUGAUCAGUACAUCUACUCCAGUGUGACAUUUUUUUCUCCUGGGACAGGGUUUCUCUGUGCAGCCCUGGCUCUUCUGGAACUCGCAUUGUAGACCAGGCUGGCCUCAAACUCAAGAAAUCUGCCUGCCUCUGCCUCCUGAGUGCUGAGAUUGUAGGUGUUCACCACCUCUGCCUGGCAGGAAAACGCUCUAAAUCAUGCUUUCCUUGAUUAAACCACUGUGUUUCCGUGAAAGCAGAAAUUAUCGUGUGCAUCUCUAAAAAGCAGUUUAUAACAUGGAGUGGUUAUAAAGCUACCCUUUAGUUGUUGAAUGAACCACGUGGUUACUGCCGGCCUUGGUGGCAAACACACUAAUCCCAACCCUCCAAAGGCUCCCCCGGCUGUGCAGAGAGCUCAUGCUACGAAUCCAGAGCAGGGCUGCGGCGAAGCCGGGCCACACAGUACCUCAGAUCUCCCACAUGUCUAACGUAACCAGUUUUGGCUGCUCUGUUGAGAAAUGCCUUGUCGCCGCCGUUCUUCAUGCCCUUUACAAUCAGUUAGGUGACGCUGUAUGGGCUGGGCUGUAUCCCCACUAAAAUACUGACUUUGACGCGUCCCCUGGGGGACAUUUCCAUCACCACAGGUAUCUGUCAGGUUCCCUUUGUGGAGCAAUAUCAUCUGCUUCCCUUCACCUUACCAGGGCAAGUCUGUUCUCCAUCUCUAAAUUUCCUGGAUCUAUUAAGGACUCAAACAGCUUAAAACUUUGGUGGGUUGCUGCUUUCACUGAGCAUAAUUCACUCUUGUAUCUUCCAUCUACAAUAGUUCCUUUGUUCUGUUUUGUUUUCAUCCUGGAAAAGUCUCACUGUAGCCCAGGCUGGCCUCACACUCACAGUCCUCCCAUCCCAGCCUUUGAAGGGUUGGGAUUAGUGCAUUUGCCACCAAGGCCGGCAGUGGCUCACUCAUCUCUUCCAGUGACUACGUGGUGCCUACCACAGCCUAACUUCAACAACCAAACCAUAGCUGGGUCAUUUCUGGUCAAACCACUACAGACAUUAAUGUGCAGUUUUGGGUAAACGUGCAUUUUUAUUUAUUGGAAUAAAUGUAUCUAAGCAGCCAUUGGGUUGUAUGUAGUCUCCAGGCCAUCUGUACCAUCUCACGAGCUCACCAGCAGCAUAAGCCAGUUCCUCUUUGUCCUCGGCCCCCGCCCCCCAUGAGUGUGUGCUGACACUGUCUGUUCCCCGGGGGCUGGCGAUACUGACCACUGUCUAUCCACUUACCAUCUGUCUUUCCCGUUUGGUGACCUCUUCAAGUCUGUCUCACUUUGCAGUCUAUUUUGUACUGUUGACUGAUUUCAGAGUCCUUUACGUUGCAAGUACAGACCCUCUGAGGAGUUGGGAAGUUUCCGAUGUUUUCUCCUAGUCCUUAGCUGCCUGUCCAUCCUCUUAGUGGACUGUUCCUGGAGCCAACACUUGGAAUUUCACAAGUCCGACAUACCACUUUCUCCUUUUGCACACCCCUCGGGAUUUUUGUGGUUUUUUUUUUUUUUUUUUUCUAAAAUUCUUAUAGUUGUGUGCUUUAUACUUAAGCCUGUGGUGCAGUUUUAGUUUGUGCCUGAAAGUGUGAGGCUGGUCUCUGGAGGUCCGGCUGUCUGCUGCUGGGGCUCUGCUGCCCUUGGAGCAUCCACCCUGCUCCUCUCAGUGUUUGAGCUCCAGUCCCUUCUGACAGCAGUCUUGAAUUCUGUGCUGCUUACAUCUGGGCUUGAGUGGAGGGACCCAUUUCCCCACCUUUGCGUCCUUUUCCAAAGCCUUAGUCUACUCUUUCUGUCUUCCACACAUUUUCAAAAAGUCUUGUCUAUAGAAAGAAAUCUUGCUGAGGCUUUGGGAUUCAGCGGUAUGUAUUUUUCCGCAUGUAACCCCUACAGGUUUUGUGAGAUUUACCUGUGUAUUUCAUUAUUUGGAUUGUAAUGGCUCUGUGUUUCAUUUUCAUGUUCAUUCCUCGUAUAUGGAAGUACAAUUAGUUAGAAUUUGGGGUUUUGGUUUUUGAUACAUUUUACAGCUUACUAAAUUCCUUUAUUAGUUAUAGAAGCUGUUGAAUGAAUUCCUGGAUACUCUCCGUUACAGGUUCGCUUCCUCUCGCUUCCUCUCGUCCUGGCUGUAGACUUUCAUUUCCGUCUUGUUUUGGUUGUCUGCCUCGCACUCUGGGUGCUGCUGGAGGGAAAGGCGCCUUCUCCGCCUUGCUCCUGUCUCAGAGAAAGCAAUGCUGACCCCUGGGGUGAGCUUUCCUGGUGUGCUUAUGGAAAGAGCCACCUAGGGCUUUCAUGAACCUGGUAGGUUCCAGCAGCUUCUCCCCGUAAACAGAUGGGGUCUCAAGGACGCCGGUUGGCUGACUGAAUAAUAGAAAGCACAGGAUUUGAAGUAGGUGUAUUCACAUUUAAAUUUCGACUCCUCUGCCUUCUUAUUUACAAAUCUCAAAAUCCAUUUCCUCCUCCACAAAAGGGAGGCCCGGCUCCAUUGCUGAUGGAUAUGCAAGCCUUUGUGGCUCUGGCUGUGGUGAGGAGGAGCCUUGCUGUGACUCCGCCCAGCACUAAAACGGUUCUGUCUCGGUGGAAGACUGGUCAGUUCUCAUGAGUCACAGUGUUUGCAUUGGGGAUCUUUAAAGGACUUGGUGGUCCACAUGUAUCUUCCUAGGACUGAUGCCUGGAGGUCCACUACUCGGGUUCAUUCCCCAGCCACAGCAAGUCACUCUGAGUUACCCUAGAUGACAUCAUCUGAAAACCUGAGUGCUGGCCAGUCCUAUUCCCAGGAUUGUUGUGGAUGAAAUGAGUGGAUGUAUGUAUCAUGUCGAACAGUGCCUGACCCGCUAGCCUUGAUGACGUGGGAGCUGUGAACAUGACUAUGACGUUAGGACACGUUCUCAUUUGUGGAACACCUUUCUUAAAAACAAAAUUGUUUACUUUGCAGAUUUUGUAAAAAAUGGAUUUGACCAACCAUGGACUUAUUCUACUGCAGCAGUUAAACGCUCAGCGCGAGUUUGGGUUCCUGUGUGACUGCACGGUUGCCAUCGGCGAUGUGUACUUCAAGGCACACAAAUCAGUUCUUGCUUCAUUCUCCAAUUACUUUAAGAUGUUGUUUGUCCAUCAGACCAGUGAAUGCGUUCGUCUGAAACCCACUGACAUACAGCCUGACAUAUUCAGCUACCUGCUCCACCUGAUGUACACCGGGAAGAUGGCCCCACAGCUGAUCGACCCCGUGCGUUUGGAGCAAGGGAUCAAAUUCCUGCACGCGUACCCCCUCAUCCAGGAAGCCAGCCUCGCCAGCCAAGGCACCUUUUCCCAUCCCGAGCAAGUCUUCCCGCUGGCCUCGUCUUUGUACGGCAUUCAGAUCGCAGACCACCAGCUGAGACAAGCCACCAAGAUGAACAUAGGGCCUGAGAAACUGGGGCGGGAGCCUCGGCCUCAGGCGCCCAGGAUGAACCAGGAGCCGGUGCCCGAGACCUCGCAGCUCUCGCAGCUGACUGCCAACCUGGCACAGGUGAAUCGGACAAACAUGGCUCCCGCCGACCCCCUGCAGACCUCACUGUCACCCGAACUUGUCUCCACGCCUGUCCCGCCCCCUCCUCCUGGGGAGGAGACCAACCUGGAGGCCUCCUCCUCGGACGAGCAGCCGUCCUCCCUCACCAUCGCCCACGUGAAGCCAAGCAUCAUGAAGAGGAACGGGAGCUUCCCCAAGUACUAUGCCUGCCACCUGUGCGGCCGGCGCUUCACGCUGCGCAGCAGCCUGCGCGAGCACCUGCAGAUCCACACCGGGGUGCCCUUCACGGCCGGCCCUCCCGGGGAGGGCCGCGGGCCCCUGUCGCUUUGCAGCAACGCGGCCGACCUGGGCAAGGAUGCUCUGGAAGUGCCCGAGGCGGGGAUGAUCAGCGACAGCGAGCUGCAGCACAUCUCUGACUCCCCCAUCAUCGACGGGCAGCAACAGUCGGAGACACCGCCGCCCUCGGACAUCGCGGACAUUGACAACCUGGAGCAGGCGGACCAGGAGAGGGAGGUGAAGAGGCGCAAGUACGAGUGCACCAUCUGCGGCCGCAAGUUCAUCCAGAAGAGCCACUGGCGCGAGCACAUGUACAUCCACACGGGCAAGCCCUUCAAGUGCAGCACCUGCGACAAGAGCUUCUGCAGGGCCAACCAGGCCGCGCGCCACGUGUGCCUCAACCAGAGCAUCGACACCUACACCAUGGUGGACAAGCAGACGCUGGAGCUCUGCACCUUCGAGGAGGGCAGCCAGAUGGACAACAUGCUGGUGCAGGCCAAUAAGCCCUACAAGUGCAACCUCUGCGACAAGACGUUCUCCACCCCCAACGAGGUGGUCAAACACUCCUGCCAGAACCAGAACUCGGACGUGUUCGCCCUGGACGAGGGCCGCUCAGUCCUCCUGGGCGGUGGGGACUCGGAAGUAACUGAAUCUGACCAUCCCGUGUUAGCUUCCAUCAAAAAGGAACAGGAAACUGUAUUACUAGACUGAAUGUUACUUGUCUUUUUAAAAACUGUCAUUUUUACAAAGAACCUUCUCCCCUCCCCACCCCCCCCACCCCCCCAUCCCCACCCCAAUUCGGGACAGUUUCACCAUGGCAUGAUACAAACGGGCCCCACUCCUUCCCUGGCCCCUUAUUCUCCCAGCCCCAUCUCCGCAAGGCUUUGUGCAUUAGAAACCUGGACUAUAUUUACUUUAAUUCAGGGGAUAUUGGAAGGAUAAUGGUCAGUAGUACUUAUAAAGAAAUAGGUUUUGAGAAGUUUUAGAUUAUUUUAAAAACCUACUUGGAAAUAAUUAAGAGUAUAUAAUAAAACAACUAGAAUAUAAUUUGGUAAGCUAAAAUUAUGACUGUCCCUGGGUAAUAAGUCUUCCUUCUCAAAGAAACAAAGUCAGAAAAUACAGCACGCGUCUUAGAGAUAAAGCUGGGCUCUGCUAUGCAAAUCUAGAAGGUGUGGGGAAACUUGAAACCCAAGCAGAUGUUUUUAAAAUUAGCCCUCUAGGUGUCUGAUUUCGGAAUGUAUCCUUUGAGAUUAUGUCCAGUUAAGGAAAAUCACUAGUUAAGAAGUCGACUUUAACAAAAUGCAAAAAGAGUAAUAAUGUGAUGGCAAUCUUCAUUUUUGGAUCAAACCUGACGGGCUGUGAGUUUGUAUGUGAGCGAACACACGGAUGCUUGCUACACACGGGAGAAUUGAUGCACACGCUUUACCCAAUUGAUGCUGGCCUCUUCCCAGGAUGAACAAGAAGAUGCCGGGUUUUGGUUUCCGACACGCUUGUUUUAAAAUCGGCUUUGAAAAUACGGUUCUAUAGAAAGUCUUUCUGAACAGCAGUGACAUGCCAUUUCCUAGCAGUGGCCAGUGGUGAGCGUGCGUCGGCCAGCCAGCUGCCUGUAAAACCAGUGUGUGCGCUGCCAGGACGGGACUAUAGAAGUACGCAUCUUACAGGGGGAAGCUGUGAGCAGAAAGUGUGGCUUUGAUGAGUGUAAAAGUCGAUGCUGCCCGGUUUGGUGGUGCCCACCUAUAACCCCAGUGCUAGGGGAGGGGGUGGGGAGUGAACACGGGAGAAUUGGGAGUUUGGGGCCAGCCUGGGCUACAUAGAGACACCUUGUUAAAAUGCAAUGCCCAUAGUUCACUGGUGACAUCUACUAAAGCAUCAAAAAUAACAAAGAGAAAUCAGGGUGACAAAAAUAAUAAUAAUCUAAUUUCUUCUUGGAGGAAAAACAAUUGAUUUUGAUGUGUAUCCUCCAGUGUUUUUUUAACACCUGGAAUUUCCCCCACUGGCCUAGCAACAUUAAAAGUUGUUCAUUAAUCUUUCCUUGGGCCAAUAAGAAAAAACGGUCUCACAGGAUGCAACAGGAGCCAGAAGUGAGGUCUGAGGGGCAAGGGGCGGGGCUAGUGCCUAGCUAUACCGUACGUGUAUGUUAGAAACUGAACAUCCCAUCCUCCUCCUCUAUGUAUAGUUGAGUUUCAGAUUUGUAAGUUUUUAUACAUCCUUUCAUUGAAUAAACAUUUAAUUAAAUGGG
This is a messenger RNA of Peromyscus maniculatus bairdii (prairie deer mouse), 6055 nucleotides long. Lineage: Eukaryota; Metazoa; Chordata; Mammalia; Rodentia; Cricetidae. The record is from RefSeq and is a predicted model, not a curated record.